This is a messenger RNA of Chrysochloris asiatica (Cape golden mole), 466 nucleotides long. RefSeq names its product mitochondrial ribosomal protein L20 (gene MRPL20). Gene Ontology annotation, molecular function: structural constituent of ribosome; rRNA binding. Gene Ontology annotation, biological process: translation; ribosomal large subunit assembly. NCBI's taxonomy places the organism in Eukaryota, Metazoa, Chordata, Mammalia, Afrosoricida, Chrysochloridae. The transcript is spliced from 4 exons. Bases 16 to 465 code for a protein of 149 amino acids. The record is from RefSeq and is a predicted model, not a curated record. Gene Ontology annotation, cellular component: ribosome.
CAACUCGUGGGCGCCAUGGUCUUCCUCACGACGCAGCUGUGGCUGCGGAGUCGCGUCACCGACCGCUAUUGGAGGAUCCAGGAGGUGCUGAAGCACGCCCGGCACUUCCGGGGAAGGAAGAAUCGAUGCUACAGCUUGGCGGUCAGAGCUGUGAUUAGAGCUUUCGUGAAAUGCACAAAAGCGCGAAGAUUGAAGAAGAGGAACAUGAGGACUCUUUGGAUCAAUCGAAUCACAGCUGCUUCCCAGGAGCAUGGCCUGAAGUACCCAGCCUUGGUUGGCAGUUUAAUUAAGUGCCAGGUGGAGCUCAACAGGAAAGUGCUUGCAGACCUGGCUAUCUAUGAGCCAAAGACUUUUAAAUCUUUGGCCGCUUUGGCCAAAAGGAGGCGAGAGGAGGGAUUUGCUGCUGCCUUGGGGGAUGGGAAGGAGCCUGAAGGUGUGUUCUCCCGAGUGGUGCACUAUCACUGAG